GCCGUGGGGCUCCGAGCAGCCGGCUGCACUGUCGCACCGGGAGAGCGCGGGGCGGGGGACGAGGCCGCGGACAUUUUGCUGCCCAGCCGAGCCGGGCCGUGCCGUGGCGCCGGGAGCCGUUCGGACCUGCGGACCAUUCAGAGACCAAUUUUCCACUUCUUCGUACGUUUUGAAGUGCUGCUCAGAAAGUGCGUGUGCCAUCGAUCGGAACAAGUGGUCAUCUGAAGGAGCCAUACAACAAAAUAGCAUCAAGAAACAAUUUCCGUCACCCCGAGAGUUCUUUCGUGACCCCUUCAAGCCAGUCCUUCCCUCCUACAAGCAUCCACUGAGCUGACCUCUGGCACCAUAGAGUCUGGCCACAGAUAAGGGACCAAAAUGACCGACUCAAAAUAUUUCACCACAACGAAAAAAGGGGAGAUCUUCGAGCUGAAGGCAGAGCUCAACAGCGACAAGAAGGAGAAGAAGAAGGAGGCGGUGAAGAAAGUGAUUGCAUCAAUGACAGUGGGCAAAGAUGUCAGUGCCCUCUUCCCUGAUGUGGUAAACUGUAUGCAGACGGACAACCUGGAGCUGAAGAAGCUGGUGUACCUGUACUUGAUGAACUAUGCCAAGAGUCAGCCUGACAUGGCCAUCAUGGCUGUCAACACCUUUGUGAAGGACUGUGAGGACCCCAACCCCCUGAUCCGCGCCCUGGCUGUGCGGACCAUGGGCUGCAUCCGCGUUGACAAGAUCACGGAGUACCUGUGCGAGCCACUCCGGAAGUGCCUGAAGGAUGAGGACCCAUAUGUUCGCAAGACAGCGGCUGUGUGUGUGGCCAAGCUUCACGAUAUCAACGCCCAGCUGGUCGAGGACCAGGGCUUCUUGGACACACUUAAAGACCUCAUCUCGGACUCGAACCCCAUGGUGGUAGCAAAUGCAGUAGCUGCCCUCUCGGAGAUUGCCGAGUCUCACCCCAGCAGCAACCUCCUCGACCUGAACCCUCAGUCCAUUAACAAGCUGCUGACAGCCCUGAACGAGUGCACUGAAUGGGGCCAGAUCUUUAUCCUGGACUGCCUGGCCAACUACACGCCCAAGGAUGACCGAGAGGCCCAGAGUAUCUGUGAGCGGGUCACCCCCAGGCUCUCCCACGCCAACUCUGCUGUGGUGCUGUCUGCUGUGAAGGUGCUGAUGAAGUUCAUGGAGAUGUUGUCCAAGGAUCUGGACUACUACGGCACGCUGCUCAAGAAGCUGGCCCCGCCCCUGGUCACGCUGCUGUCAGCUGAGCCUGAGCUGCAGUACGUGGCCCUGCGCAACAUCAACCUCAUCGUGCAGAAAAGGCCCGAGAUCCUGAAGCACGAGAUGAAAGUCUUUUUUGUGAAGUACAACGACCCCAUCUAUGUGAAGCUGGAGAAGCUGGACAUCAUGAUCCGCCUGGCCUCCCAGGCCAACAUCGCCCAGGUCUUGGCAGAACUUAAAGAAUAUGCGACAGAGGUGGAUGUAGACUUUGUACGGAAGGCUGUGCGAGCCAUUGGCCGCUGCGCCAUCAAGGUGGAGCAAUCUGCGGAGCGCUGUGUGAGCACGCUGCUCGAUCUCAUCCAGACCAAGGUGAACUACGUGGUCCAGGAAGCCAUCGUGGUCAUCAAGGACAUCUUCCGCAAAUACCCCAACAAGUAUGAGAGCGUGAUCGCCACCCUGUGCGAGAACCUGGACUCCCUGGAUGAGCCCGAGGCCCGGGCCGCCAUGAUCUGGAUUGUGGGCGAGUACGCCGAGCGGAUUGACAAUGCGGAUGAGCUGCUGGAGAGCUUCCUCGAGGGCUUCCAUGACGAGAGCACCCAGGUCCAGCUACAGCUGCUGACAGCCAUAGUGAAACUCUUUCUGAAGAAGCCCACGGAGACCCAGGAGCUGGUGCAGCAGGUCCUCAGCUUGGCCACUCAGGACUCAGACAACCCCGACCUGCGGGACCGUGGCUACAUCUACUGGCGCCUGCUCUCCACGGACCCAGUGGCCGCCAAGGAGGUGGUGUUGGCCGAGAAGCCGCUCAUCUCGGAAGAGACAGACCUCAUCGAGCCCACGCUGCUGGACGAGCUCAUCUGCUACAUCGGCACGCUGGCGUCCGUCUACCACAAGCCGCCCAGCGCCUUCGUGGAGGGGGGCCGGGGCGUGGUGCACAAGAGCCUGCCGCCCCGCACCGCCUCGAGCGAGAGCACAGAGAGCCCUGAGACAGCCCCUGCUGGAGCGCCCUCUGGUGAGCAGCCAGACGUCAUUCCCGCCCAGGGGGACCUGCUGGGUGACCUCCUCAACCUGGACCUCGGCCCCCCAGUGAGCGGCCCACCCCUGGCCACCUCCUCGGUGCAAAUGGGAGCUGUGGACCUUCUCGGCGGCGGCCUUGACAGCCUGAUGGGGGAUGAGCCUGAAGGGAUCGGGGGCCCCAACUUCGUGACACCUCCAGCAGCAACAGUACCAGCUAACCUAGGUGCACCCAUGGGCAGUGGCCUGAGUGAUCUCUUUGACCUGACCAGUGGCGUGGGCGCCCUGUCAGGAUCAUACGUGGCCCCCAAAGCAAUCUGGCUCCCCGCCAUGAAAGCCAAGGGGCUGGAGAUCUUGGGCACCUUCACCCGCCAGGUGGGCUCCAUCUCCAUGGACCUGCAGCUGACCAACAAGGCCCUGCAGGUCAUGACCGACUUUGCCAUCCAGUUCAACCGCAACAGCUUUGGUCUGGCCCCCGCUGCUCCCCUCCAGGUCCAUGCGCCGCUCAGCCCCAACCAGACCGUGGAGAUCUCCCUGCCUCUCAACACGGUGGGCUCAGUCAUGAAGAUGGAGCCUCUGAACAACCUCCAGGUGGCUGUGAAGAACAACAUUGACGUCUUCUACUUCAGCACCUUGUACCCGCUGCACAUCCUCUUCGUGGAGGACGGGAAGAUGGAUCGGCAGGUUUUCCUGGCCACGUGGAAGGACAUUCCCAAUGAGAACGAAGCCCAGUUCCAGAUCAGAGACUGUCCCCUCAAUGCAGAGGCCGUGAGCAGCAGGCUGCAGAGUAGCAACAUCUUCACAGUCGCCAAGAGGAACGUGGAGGGUCAGGACAUGCUCUACCAGUCCCUGAAGCUGACCAAUGGCAUCUGGGUGCUGGCGGAGCUGCGCAUCCAGCCAGGCAACCCCAACUUCAUGCUGUCCCUGAAGUGUCGAGCACCCGAGGUGUCCCAGCACGUGUACCAGGCCUACGAGACCAUCCUCAAGAACUGAGGCCCCGACCAGGGCCCACCCAGCCUUUUGCCAGCCCAUUGAGGAGCCCCCUGUGGGGUGACAGUCCCUCCUCCCAGGAGGGGCCUGGCAAGGCUCCUAGCCACCCACAGGGCUUCCUGGUCCUGACUGCAGGGCCCGCCUGGGUCCUCAGGGCAGGGUGGCACCCCUCCUGGAGUGAAACCUCAGUUUCUCCCAGGCUCGGAGGACCCCUCUUCCACUGCUGCUGACAUUCAGGGUCAGUGAGGAGGAGACCAGAGGAGACGGAGCCAGAGCAGUCACCGAGGCUGAACCGUGAGACCGAGUUCUCUUCUCUCCCUGGUGCCUGGGGGCGAGUACAAAGCUUCCUUCUCAGGCUCCCAGCCCAGGAAGCGCCCUGCCCCUCAGUCUCCUGGGUUGGUGUUAGUGACCCUCCCCCACUGCCCACUCGAGUGGGACGGGCCCUGCCAGGCUGUCCUGGUGUGUGUGGAGGGUCCCCUUGGUACCAGGAGAGCUGCUUUGUCAAUCAGGGGUUCCCAGGACCUGCACCUCCCCCGCCACCCCCACCUCUCUCCCUGCGUCCACCCAGCUGAGGCCCAGCAGUCAUGCCUGGUGGGCCACAGCCUCUCAAGAGCUGACCAGCAUGAGGAGGCCAGGCAGAAGCUCCCAGAGCCCUGCCCAGGCCCCUGCUCCCUUGGCAGUUGCACACACCCCUCCCACCCCCACGCGCUCCCUCUCUGCCCUGAGGGCGGUCACUGCCCGGGGUACAUUCCUCAGUGUCCCCUAGGCUCCCAGAGCCGAGGGGGUGAGGGAUGGGGAACAUAGGUGAGCGGGGUACCUCCUGUCCAGGGUUUCUCCUCCGUGUCUGCUACCCUCCUCCUGGCCUCCCAAGUGUCAGUGUGUCUGACGGAGCAUUAGGUUUUCCUGUUACUGCUGUUUAAUAAUAAAGAGUCUGCUUUUGGCAUCACGGACCCUUCUUUCCCUUUCCCCCCAAUGUCAGCAUCGAAAGCUGCCUCCAAGUGGUUGAGGGUGAUUUUCUGAGCCCUGCAGAAACUAUAUGUAAUAUAUAGAGAGAGACUAUAUAUUGUAUGUUUACUCUUAUUUUCAAAAAGAGAAAGUGAAUAAAAAUGAUGACAUCAA
This is a messenger RNA of Eptesicus fuscus (big brown bat), 4332 nucleotides long. RefSeq names its product adaptor related protein complex 1 subunit beta 1 (gene AP1B1). The record is from RefSeq and is a predicted model, not a curated record. Gene Ontology annotation, biological process: vesicle-mediated transport; intracellular protein transport. The coding region runs from base 376 to 3216 and encodes 946 amino acids. Gene Ontology annotation, cellular component: membrane coat; clathrin adaptor complex. Gene Ontology annotation, molecular function: clathrin binding. NCBI's taxonomy places the organism in Eukaryota, Metazoa, Chordata, Mammalia, Chiroptera, Vespertilionidae. The transcript has 23 exons.